CGGAGCACAGCACAGCUAAACUCUGUUUACGAUGCGAGUCGCGAAGUCACUGCGGCACCCUUUUCGCGAUCGCGAAUGAAUGUCACCGAGACGCAUCUUACACUUGGCGGUGGCAACCCUUCCGAACACCUCCUGCGAAUGGUACCGCCGCAACACGGCGACUCCACACAAGCCGCUGUCUCCCGCAGGCCUCUUCCAAGAGUGCCGCCCCUUGAGUGCACACUUCUCUGGCGCCGCUGUUGCCACAGGGUGUGACACCACGAAAUAAGAAAUUUCCGGGCUGAAAAUUGUGUUCCUCUUCGACAUCCCGGGGUGGCCCUCGUGUUUGACACCGAGCUUAGCUCCGGUGGACCAUGGAAUUCGAAGACGUCAUCGACAAGCUCGGAGGCUACGGCCGGUUCCAGCGGCUACUCGUCUGGGUCUACCUGGCACCGGCGUCCCUCUUGAUGCCGGGCUACUUCAUGAACCAGAUCUUCAUGCUAUCCGUGCCCAAACACUCUUGCGUGCUACCCGACCUGGCAGUGACGUUCAACUUGACGGACGCCCCCGAGCCGGAUAUCCUUCGCAAGUUCCUGGUCACGGACGACGAGUGCAGCAUGUACGCCCUGGACUCCAUCAACGAGAGCCUGGCGCGGGGUCUCCUCUCGGUGGCGAGCGCUGUUGACGCCGGCGCUAACGUCACCCGUUUGCUUCAUGGUGUGGAAAAAAUGGCCUGCACGGAGUUUGCCUAUGACGACACCAACUACGAAAGCACGGCAUCCACGCAGUGGGACUUGGUGUGCGAUCGAGGCCAUCUCCCAAGUCUCGUCUUCACGCUUGGAAGCGUUGGCAGCGCCAUAGGAACCGUUCUCUUAGGCACGCUAUCUGACAGAAUUGGUCGGAAGCCAGUUUUUAUCCUGACAGUGUUCAUCGCGACCGUGUUUGGACUCUCUUCCAUCCUGGUGACAAACUUUAUCGCCUUCGCCAUGCUACGUUUCAUGAACGCAAGCGUCAUGCCGCAGAUAUUCCAGCUGCCCUACAUCAUCCUGCUGGAGCUUGUGGGUCCCGCACAACGCACCCUGAUGCUCGGUGUCUGCUGCAUCUCGUGGACCGUGGGCCUGUGCAUACUGCCACUCGUCGCGUACCUGUCGCGCUCAUGGAUCCUGCUGGGCAUCAUCUGUUCCUCGUGCGCCAUACCAAACCUGUUCUAUUACAAACUCAUCCCCGAAUCACCACGGUGGCUUUUAUCUCAAAACAAAAUCAAGGAGACAACGACAAUUCUCAAGCGGAUCGCAAAAACCAAUGGCGUGGAAGUCCCCGAAGAUCUCGCGUCGGAUCUCGUGAAAGUACAAAAAAAGAUUGCCGAAGAGAAGGAAAUCGCAGCCGCGAGGACUUUUGACCUUUUUCUGAAGCCUCGUAUUCGUAGAAACAUUCUCAUCAUCACAGUGAGCUGGGUGGCCAACAGUUGCGCCUACUACGGCUUGCACAUUAACGUAACCAACAUGAGCGGCAACGAGUUCCUGAACUUCUUCCUGCUUGGCCUGGUCGAGUUUCCGGCCUCUGUUGUGGGCUGGUGGACUAUGGAGUACUUUGGCCGCCGAUGGAGCAACGUGGCUCUGCAGCUACUCGUCAGCGUCGCCUGCUUGGCGUCCUGCUUCAUACCUACGGAGGCGGCCGUUGCCGGCGUCACAGCAUCUCUGGUGGCCAAGUUCGCGUGCGCCGCCUCCUUCAUGAUCAUGUACCAGCAGGCGGCCGAAGUGAUGCCCACGCCGCUGCGGUCGUUCGCGCUGGGCGCAUCCUCGGCAUUCUCGUCGGCGUUCAGCAUCUGCAUGCCCUACAUCAUAUACCUCGGCCGGUACGGCAACUGGAUUCCCUUCAUGUUCCUCGGUUUACUGGCGGCCGCGGCUGGCAUAUCGGCCGCGUGGCUGCCCGAGACCAACGGCUACGUGUUGUGCCAGACCAUUGAAGACGCCGAAGAGUUCGGGAAGGAUCAGCAGUUCUUCUCGCUCAACAGGAGAAAAGAAAAAAGGAAAGACUACGACAAGAGCGCCUCCAAAGAAAAAGAAAUGGAACCCAUGACCAAAGCCUGACAGCAUUUCAUCGUCAUCACAGUUUAUGUGUGCAAGAUCCACCAGCCGAGCUGUCGACCAUUGUACUUCGAACGAACUCAUCUGGCUCCUCCACUCAUCUGGCUAAUACUGACGUGUACAAUGUGUACAUUAGUGUACACAUUGACGUGUACAAUUGACGUGUACAAUUGACGUGUACAAUUAGCGUAGAAUGCGACACUUGCGCUUACAUUUGACUGACAUGCAUCGCAGUUUAAUUCAAAACAACAUUAUCUCAGUGAACCGAGUGUUCUUAAGCGAAUAAGAAGUCGGCGCCGUGAGAAUAACCAAACAUUCGACUUAACGUAAAAUGCAUGAACUGCAGCUUGUUCCAAGUAACAGAAAAAAAAACAAAGGUUACGGAGCACACGCCUUCAUAGCUUAGUGGUUGAGGUGUUGCACUGCCAAGCUCGAAAACACAUGUUCGAGUGCCAGCUACGAUGGCCGCGGUUCGAGGGAGACGAAAUGCGAAAGCACCAUGUACUCAGACUAAGGUGCAUGUUAAAGAGAUGUAGAUUGGAGGAAUAAACUUUAUUAUUCAGAAAGCGGAGGGGAAAUGGGGGAAACCAAGUUUGACGGGGGCUAUGUUGAGUCCCAAGGGGCCGCAGCACUAGCAGACCAGUCCACCAGCUUGACCUGUAUAUUAUAUAAAAUGUAACGUUAAAAGUGCUGCCCCCCACGGCUACCCUCAUAAUUAUAACAUCGUUUUUGCGCGUUAAACCACGACAGCUUUCGCUAGCUCGAGAAUUCAGUGACACUUGUUCUUGCUUUUCUUUCAAACUCUCGACCACACCCAGUUUUUAGAACAUUCGAAAAAUUCUUUAAGAGAAAAGUUUUUGCUGGUACAAUAUCGACCGUUCUCUAAGGGUUAUAUUACAUACAUGUAAUAUCGAACCAUCAGUUUACGUAUUUAAGAUAAGCACCAUUUGGGUGUCGCAAUAAUAAAUGAAAAUUGGGCAAGUUCAUUGAAGGAGCAGACUUUUCUUGCGAGCAGCUGGGGUCAUUGCGCCACCUGGCGGAACAGAUUCAAGGCACACCUUUUUUAGUGAGAGGCCUCCGAGAUUUUCUUCGGCAGUGCGGCGAAGCCCAAACUUAACGCAGGGCACGCGAAUGGCAGAAUGCCGAUGUGCGAGUGCAGCUACCAAACAAUCGAGUCAAGGAUUAACGAUUGAUUGAUAUGUGGGGUGUAACGUCCCAAAAUCACCAUACGAUUAACAAGUCAAGGAUUAGAGUUACGUUCUUGUACACGUUACGUUGGGAGCACGGAGACUAAUCGGUGUGACCCCGAAACUCUCUAGUGACCUUCAGAAUUCGGCCAACCCACAAAUGCGCUCACCAGUUUCGCGUGUUUACAUGUAGGAAACUUUGCCUUUAAAAAACGUUGUCUGUCUGAUGCAGGCCGGGCCGCAUAACAAGUUAUUGACCUGUCGUUUCAUUCACAAAGGCCGUUUCAUCUACACCUCCACUGAACAAAAUAAGCUAAAGUUUCAUACUUAAAUUACGUAUAACUUUUUUUCCGUACCAGCUUUUAUGAUCGACAGAUGCUUUGUUUUAUUUUUACCUGAGACAGUCUAAUACUAUCAGUGCUGUUUUAUAUUACCUGGAUAUCUUCUGAUAAUUUUUCGUUUUUGCGUAACUAAUUUUCAUAACUGUUCUUUUACGUCAAUUUUCAAGCAAAGGCACAAAAUUGUCGAUUACACCUUGAUAACAAGAGAAAUUGACAUCACUCUCAAUGUACAAACAUAUUUAGCCAUUCGAAAUUUGCUGUCAUACAGCCGUUGUUAUCGUAUGAUAUUCUACUUAAAAAUGAGGAUUCAGUUUGUAUAUGUAAUCAAUGAAUACGUCAAAGUACGACCCUGGUAACGCAAAACAGAAUGUUGUACGUCAAAUGAAAGGUUUCAGUCUAUCGCGUCUUAAUCGACGCUACCACAGUUUUUGCAAUUCUUGCGGAGAAUAAAGUGCAAAAUGUGAAUUCGCACCAGAACCUACCCUUGCCUCAAUUGCCCCUUUCGAAUUUUCACCUACAAGGGUAAUGUUUUUUGCGCAGUUCACUACUGACACGACGUUAGAAUAUGCAGCAUCCAGCUAUCUUUCUUGGUCGCGUGUCACUUUGUUCACGCGUCAACUACUUCCCAGUAUUGUCAAAUUCAUGAAAUACAUUCGCGGUGCAAAAUGAUGUGCUAUUGGCGAACUGCAUCCGUGCCGUUCACUCAAUCGCGUUGCCCGUUUUAUCCCUGAUGACAGCAUAAGCAAUAAGGUAUAACAUGCUUACACCACACUUGACCACGUGACUCACUUCAAAUUUCCUAAAGCAAAGUAUUCGACCAAAUUAUGUGGACACGUGUUUUUUGUCCAGAACGAUGUCAUUGAUUACUGCGUGCCAAUAUGACUCACUUGCGUAACGGAUUGCCGAGGAACGUCUCCUUCCUCCUCUCAAGUUUGAAUCACCCGUAUCCAAACGGACGGCUUGUCGUAACGCCCCUACAUGACCACCCAAUAGUUGGCGGAUUGGUUGAGAGGUUUGCCGCUGGUCGGCACAGCGUGUCAAUCUGGCCUGCUCAUUAUUUCUCCCGUAAGUCUAUUUCACCGUUCAUGCGCUUUCUGUGAGAGUGUCAGGCGCUCUAAACACUUUCUUUCUCAUUUCGCCUCAACGCGAACGCUGAAAGUUACACAGUGGGUUAUGGAAAGGCCGCAUUAAGACUUGUGAAAACUUGUGGCGCACGAAAAAGACACGGACUGAGAAAGACGACGGGACGAUGCACCGAGUUCCAGCAGAAUCUUUUCCUGAAGUCACGUCCAUGCGCCAGCGCGUAUCACGACCUUGAAUAUUUUUUUUUACUUGAUAACCUUAAAGAGCUCGUUUCGCUGAAAUUCCAGCGUCAGCGUCGUUGGUUGUGUGCGAAAUAUCACCUCGUGCGUGACAAAAUUGAGAAACAUGUAUAUAAUAAAAUAAAGAAUUCUGGGUACGAGUGGC
This is a messenger RNA of Rhipicephalus microplus (southern cattle tick), 5061 nucleotides long. RefSeq lists its product as uncharacterized. Gene Ontology annotation, cellular component: membrane. NCBI's taxonomy places the organism in Eukaryota, Metazoa, Arthropoda, Arachnida, Ixodida, Ixodidae. Gene Ontology annotation, biological process: transmembrane transport. Gene Ontology annotation, molecular function: transmembrane transporter activity. The record is from RefSeq and is a predicted model, not a curated record.